CCAAGCUGUACUCGAAGCUGAGUGGCUCUGCCUGGGAGUGGCUGGGGUUCCGCGGGGUGUCACCGAUCCAGCCACCCCCUCCCGGGCGCGACUGCACAAUGGCAGGAAGCGGAGCUCCGCGCUUUGUCCUGAGCGCAGUGCAGACCGCCGCUUCCUCCAGCCACCAUGGGGACAGGACCCGGCGUCUCCGGGCGCCGAGCAGCAACCAGGCCGGGCUCCGAGCUGCCCUCCCCAGACUCCCAGUCCCCCUGGGUCGGGGGUCACACCCGCAGCAGCGACAGCCAGCAGUGGAUUAACACAGGAACUGGAACUGGCUACCCGCUGUCCGGAAUCUGGGUCAUCAUAACGUCCAUUGCUGCCAAUGCACAGGACUCAGUUCCUGUCAUCUCCCCUGGGGCAAGUGGGCCACCUGCCGACGGUUCUUUCUGGAGGAGAGGAGAGACACAAGAGCCUGAACACCAAGCCUAAGACUCAGAUUGGUUUCUUCCUGGGAGCCACCCUCCUGCAAGGCUAACUCGGGUAUGCCACCAUGCCGAUUGCCAGCAGCUACACCGCCGGGGACCCCUCAACCUGUGUGCGGCCUGUGACAGCAAGUUCCACAGCGCCAUGCACUACGAUGGACAUGUUCGCUUUGACCUGCCCCCGCAAGGCUCUGUCCUGGCCCGGAAUGUCUCCACCCGCUCCUGUCCCCCACGCACUAGCCCUGCUGCAGAUCUGGAGGAAGAGGAGGACUGUGUGGAUGGAAGAGGGGACCGGAAGAGCACCGGCCUAAAGAUCUCCAAGAAGAAAGCAAGAAGGAGGCACACGGAUGACCCAAGCAAGGAGUGUUUCACUUUGAAAUUUGACCUCAACGUGGACAUUGAAACAGAAAUUGUGCCAGCCAUGAAGAAGAAGUCACUGGGGGAGGUGCUCCUGCCUGUGUUCGAAAGGAAAGGCAUUGCACUGGGUAAAGUGGAUAUCUACCUGGACCAAUCCAACACACCUCUGUCCCUCACAUUUGAGGCCUACAGGUUUGGAGGACACUACCUGAGGGUCAAAGCCAAGCCGGGAGAUGAAGGCAAAGUGGAACAGGGAGUGAAGGACCCCAAAUCCCUCAGUCUACCCAUCCUGAGGCCCACUGGGGCUGGGCCCCCUGUGUCGGAGCGUGUGGACCCUCAGAGCCGCCGAGAGAACAGUCUGGACAUCUUGGCCCCUGGCCGCCGUCGCAAGAACAUGUCUGAGUUCCUGGGGGAGACGAGCAUCCCGGGGCAGGAGCCCUCCACACCUUCCAGCUGUUCUCUGCCUCUUGGCAGCAGUGGAGGCACCAGCAGUGGGACCAGCGAGAGCUGGAAGAACCGAGCAGCCAGUCGCUUCAGCGGUUUCUUCAGCUCCAGCCCCAGCACCAGUGCCUUUGGGCGGGAAGUGGACAAGAUGGAACAGCUGGAGGGCAAACUGCAUGCCUACAGCCUCUUUGGACUACCCCGGAUGCCCAGGAGGCUGCGUUUUGACCAUGACUCCUGGGAGGAGGAGGAAGAGGAUGAGGAUGAAGAUGAAGAUAACUCAAGCCUGAGGCUGGAGGACAGCUGGAGGGAGCUCAUUGAUGGGCAUGAGAAGCUGACCCGGCGGCAGUGCCACCAACAGGAGGCAGUGUGGGAACUCCUGCAUACAGAAGUCUCCUACAUCCGGAAGCUGCGUGUGAUCAUCAACCUGUUCCUGUGCUGUCUUCUUAACCUGCAAGAGUCGGGGCUCCUGUGUGAGGUGGAGGUUGAACGCUUGUUCAGCAACAUCCCUGAGAUUGUGCGGCUGCAUCGCAGGCUGUGGGGCAGCGUGAUGGUGCCGGUGCUGGAGAAGGCGCGGCGCACGAGGGCGCUGUUGCAGCCUGGGAACUUUGUCAAAGGCUUCAAGAUGUUCGGCUCGCUCUUCAAGCCAUACAUCCGAUACUGUAUGGAGGAGGAGGGCUGUAUGGAAUACAUGCGUGGCCUGCUGCGCGACAACGACCUGUUCCGCGCCUAUGUCACGUGGGCUGAGAAGCACCAGCAGUGUCAGCGCCUGAAGCUGAGUGACAUGCUGGCCAAGCCCCACCAGCGACUCACCAAGUAUCCACUGCUGCUCAAGUCAGUGCUGAGGAAGACGGAUGAGCCGCGCACCAAGGAAGCAGUGAUCACCAUGAUCAGCUCUGUGGAAUGCUUCAUCCACCACGUGAACGCAUGCAUGCGCCAGCGACAGGAGCGCCAGCGGCUGGCAGGGGUGGUGAGCCGGAUCGAUGCUUAUGAGGUUGUGGAGGGCAGCAAUGACGAGGUGGAUAAGCUCUUGAAGGAAUUUUUACAUCUGGACCUGACCGCACCCAUGCCUGGCGCCUCCCCUGAAGAGAUUCGGCAGCUGCUGCUGGAAGGGAGCUUGAGGAUGAAGGAGGGAAGAGACAGCAAGAUGGAUGUGUACUGCUUCCUGUUCACUGAUCUGCUCUUGGUGACCAAGGCCGUGAAGAAAGCCGAGAGAACCAAGGUCAUCAGGCCUCCGCUGCUGGUGGACAAGAUUGUGUGCCGGGAGCUUCGGGACCCUGGCUCCUUCCUCCUCAUCUACCUGAAUGAAUUCCACAGUGCUGUGGGGGCCUACACAUUCCAGGCCAGCAGCCAGGCCUUAUGCCGAAGCUGGGUGGACACUAUUUACAAUGCUCAGAACCAGCUGCAGCAGCUGCGUGCCCAGGAGGAGCAGCCAGGCAGCCAGCCCCUGCAGAGCCUGGAAGAGGAGGAGGAGGAUGAACAGGAAGAGGAGGGGGAGAGCAGCGCCUCAGCCGCCAGCUCCCCCACCAUCCUGCGAAAGAGUAGCACCAGCCUCAACUCUCAGCACUGUGCCUCAGAUGGCUCCACGGAGACCCUGGCCAUGGUUGUGGUAGAGCCUGGGGAGAUGCUGUCUUCUCCGGAGUUUGACCGUGGUCCCUUCAGCUCCCAGUCGGACGGGACUUCACUUAGCACCACGGCUUCAUCCGUCACUCCCACUAGCGAACUGCUGCCCCUGGGCCCGGUGGACGGCCGCUCUUGUUCCAUGGACUCUGCCUAUGGCACUCUGUCCCCCACUUCUCUGCAAGACUUUGUGGCUCCACCCCCUGUGGUAGAGCCAGUGCCUGUGCCCCAGCCCCCGGAGUUACCACAGACCCCCUCACCCUGCCUCCGCCGUCGUACUCCUGUCCAGCUGAUCCCUCGUCUGCCCCGCCUGCUCAAGUCCAAAUCUGAGGCUAGUCUCUUACAGCUUCUCUCGGGAACUGCCACCCGUGGAGUGCCCCCAGCCCCCAGCCGCAGCCUGUCAGAACUGUGCCUAGUCACCAUGACCCCUGGGGUUAGGACUCGGAGCUCCCUUCAGGAAGGUGGACCUGGCUGGAAUUGCCCAGGGGCAUGUGGCCCUGGCCGUGGCUCCGACUUGUCAGAACCUGAGAACAGAGCCAGCCACUUGACCAGGGGACCUACAGGUUGUACCAGGAGAGACAUGCCUUCAGGGGUUGCUCCCAGGGUGCAGCCUGAGCUUCCCCCAGGAAUCUCCGCUCAGCACAGGAAGCUGACCCUGGCCCAGCUCUAUCGGAUCAGGACCACCCUGCUGCUUAACUCCACGCUCACAGCCUCGGAGGUGUGAGCGGAAGGAGACCCCCAAAAGUGCCACUGACUAAGGGACAGCAGAGAACACGCCACCUGGGUGUAUGGCACCUACUUCACUGCUGCCGCGUGUGCACGUGUGCCGGGCAGGAUGGCUGCCCAUCACCCCGUGGCCAAUUUGCACUUUGCCGGACUGGACGGAAUGGAGAAGGGCUCUGCCGAGUUCCACCCCUUGCCCAGGCAGCCUCUUUUCCUCUGCUCUUGACAUGGCUGGCCCUAACCCUCUGGGUGAGGCUCCCAAGCAGCCCUCCCCCACCACCCUCAUUUGGUUGAACUCAUGCUCGCCUCUGAGGCUCAGGCUGGAUUCUGUCAAGCUGCGUAUUUAUAGAGUUUGGCUCUUUUAUAAAGACUUGUAUAUACUUCCCGGGAGAGUCCUGUGGUUCUGGAACCAGAUCUGUUCCCUGCUCACUGCACUGAGCUGGCUGGGGUGUGUGGGUCUCACCAGCUGUAGUGGGGCCCCUGUGGAAGAUACUGUGGGCCAGUACCCCAAGAUCAACUUGUCUCCUGCCACAACCAGGAGGUCACCAUUAAAUUGGAGCCCCAAGGAAAUGCUUCUUGUCCCUGCCCUUGCUGAACCCUUCUAGACUCUAGAUUCUAGAGGGUAUUGCUUAACUCGGCUCCAUCCAUCCCAGGUUCCACACCUGGGAGAUGCAGGUCUCUCGCAGACCUAACUUUUCCCAACCCCAUCCCAAGUACUCCAGGCCCAGAGAAAAGACACUUGCCCUGGACCCACUUCUAAGAAACGUCCCGAGGGUGGGGUUAGGAUGUAACCAUGUCCUAAUAGGUUUAGUCAAAGCCUGUGUCAGCUUCCAGUACCUGAAGUGCGCCGCGCCGGCAAGGUCUCUUUCUGGUAGAGAGUCACGCCCCCUUAGAACCGCAGACCCCACCCUGGCCAUCCCCUGAGGCGGGCUUUUCUGGAUGGCGCGGGCGGGCAGGCCUGGGCUAGGAACUCGGGCUGGGCUAGUGGGGAAGCCCCGGGCUGCGGGACCAGAGUAGCACUGAAAGGUCCCAGGCGGUACAGACCGCCAUGGAGCCACUGCCACGGGGAUACAUGAAGGAGGUGAGUGGGAUCGAGGGAGGCCUGGAAACAGCUUUGUCCUGCAGCCCAGGAGCUAAGUGUCUAUGAAGCUUGGUGGUGGGGUGCCCUCCACUCCGACCUCUCUGAGGGCUGGGUUGCCUCCACCCACCGACCUAGUUAGGUUCGGGCGCGCCCUUCCGCUGAGAGGAAGCACACGCUCCCGCUCCGGGGAAAGAGGGGUCUGGGGGCCUCCAUAUCGCAGAAGGCAUGGAUGGGGGCAGGGUGGGCCGGUCUUGAUGAUUGUAAGGGAAGUGGGUGAAGGGCUGACAAGGGACCGUCGUGUGUUGUGCGUGCGUAAGCUGGGUCUGUAGACCGAGAAGGAAACUGGCCCCGCUCCCCCUCCCAUGGGCGCCCCAUUCUGCCCAGAAGCCUGAGAAAGCAGAUGCUAUGGCUCUGGGAUGGAGGAGGAGCCUGGGAGCCACCCAGGGGUCAGCAGCCGCAUGU
Messenger RNA from Chionomys nivalis (European snow vole), 5145 nucleotides. RefSeq names its product pleckstrin homology and RhoGEF domain containing G5 (gene Plekhg5). Gene Ontology annotation, molecular function: guanyl-nucleotide exchange factor activity. The transcript is spliced from 22 exons. Bases 607 to 3603 code for a protein of 998 amino acids. The record is from RefSeq and is a predicted model, not a curated record. Gene Ontology annotation, biological process: Rho protein signal transduction; endothelial cell migration. Gene Ontology annotation, cellular component: axon; plasma membrane; endocytic vesicle. Lineage: Eukaryota; Metazoa; Chordata; Mammalia; Rodentia; Cricetidae.